CAGACUACCUCAGCCUUAAGAAAGAGGCAAACUAAAUUAAGAAAUGGAGAGGCGGAGUACUUCUCUUAUCAUCUACGGAUUUGCCUUAAUCACAGUUCUCUAUUUCAUCCCAGGUUGCCUUGCCGCAAGACAGUUAUUAGAUUUUCCUCCUCAAUACAAUCCUGUUGGUGAAGAUCAUGAACAUGAUGACCAAAGUAAAAGCGGCGUUCACGGUAGUGUAUCAGAUCAUGCUGGUUCCGCCACUGGUGAUACUCCUCCCGGGGGAGGAGUCAACGGGCCACCUUCGCCCACCUCAUAUCAAAUGAAUAAUAAUCGUGUGACAAACGGGAGGAGUUGUCAAGUAGUUCAAACGGUUGACGCUUAUGGUAAUAAAAAAACUGUUACUUCUGGUAAUGGUUGCAAUAAUAAUGGUAAUUACGUGGGCGGACAACAGAAUGGCGAAGCAUAUUAUUAUGCCCCCCCACCGCCGGAGUAUAAUGGGUACCGUUAUUACUACAGUCCUCGUUCAGAGAACGGAACCUCAGGUUACCCUUAGUCUGGUUGCGAGCUCAUAGCCAUGGAUAUAUAGAAAAAUUAACAAACUACGGCAGGCAGUAUGGGCUUUUCGUUAUUGUGACUGUUAAAAUGAAGAUGUUUUGUUCUCAUGUUUGAUCGAUGUAAGCUAAUGGAAAUAACUUCACCUCCGUGUUUGGUUAGACUUCUCUAGGCAAACGCAUUCAGUUCCUUCGUGUAUUUUGAUACGAUUAAAGUGAUGGUGUCUUAAUAAGAGCUCCUUCUUAUUAUUUGAA
Molecule: messenger RNA, 788 nt
Organism: Pistacia vera
Lineage: Eukaryota; Viridiplantae; Streptophyta; Magnoliopsida; Sapindales; Anacardiaceae
Exons: 2
Coding region: 44-535 (163 amino acids)
Source: RefSeq, a predicted model, not a curated record